Molecule: messenger RNA, 1889 nt
Organism: Hypanus sabinus (Atlantic stingray)
Lineage: Eukaryota; Metazoa; Chordata; Chondrichthyes; Myliobatiformes; Dasyatidae
Product: QRFP-like peptide receptor
Exons: 1
Coding region: 1-1278 (425 amino acids)
Biological process (GO): neuropeptide signaling pathway
Cellular component (GO): membrane
Molecular function (GO): G protein-coupled receptor activity; peptide binding
Source: RefSeq, a predicted model, not a curated record
AUGAAUGGGACUCAGUUCAGUUUGGAAUCGCUCGAAAGGUUUCCCAGGAACUUCUCCUUGAGUCCUCCCAGCAGCAACCUGAGCUUUUGGGAGACCAUCCAUUUGAACGUUAACUUCCUGUUUUCGGGUUAUGAGCCCACGACCAUCGUCCUGGAGGUGAUUUAUUCGUUGUCCUUUAUCACUGGAUUUGUGGGGAACAUCAUGGCUCUGAGGGUCCUGACGAGAAGGAGAAGGAAUCGCUUGGCUGCAGCUAGAGCGACCCGGAGUCUCUUGAUCAACCUGUCCGCCUGUGAUAUGAUGGUGGUGUGCAUCUGCAUGCCCGUCACACUUGGACACCAGGUCUACAACGCUUGGGUAUUCGGAGACUUCAUGUGCAGGGCAGUGCCCUUCGUGCAGGCGGUAGCCGUCUCCGCCAGCGUGCUGAGCCUCGCCGUGAUCAGUCUGAACCGUUACUACAGUGUCCACAGCCCGCUCCAUGCCAGGGCUGUCUUCUCCUGCAGAAGGGUCCGAGGAAUGACCUGCACCGUCUGGCUUUUAUCCGCGGCGCUCUGCAUGCCCCUCAUCUUCAUGAAUAAAACUGAAAACGUGGUACUGUUGGAGGAGAAGCUGACCAUCCCCGUGUGCGCAGAGAACUGGCCCGACGCGCAGCUGAGACUGGGCUACAAUUUUUUACUCUUCUGCGCUCUCUACUGCUUCCCCGUCCUCUUCAACCUCGUCAUCUGUUUCCUGACGGCCCGCCGGCUCUGGAGGAGCCAGGACAGGCUCCAGGAGGGCAACAAGAGGCACUUAGUGGGCGACAGCUCCAGGUUGAAGGCACGCAAGAAGAUCGUCAAAAUGGUCGUGGUUCUUGUCUUGCUCUUCGCCUUGUCCUGGCUGCCCUUGUAUGCCAUUGAUAUGUGGAUCGAUUUCAAGAUGCCGAACGCUCCGCUGGACAGUCUCCACCAAGGAUGGAUUCUUCACAUCCGAUCUUUCGCGCAGUGGUUGGGCCUCACCAAUUCCAGUCUCAACCCUCUGUGUUACUGCUUCAUAGGAAACUUAUACAGGUCGGUACAGAAGUUCAAGAAAAGCUGCAGGCAAGGGAUUUAUUCUGUUUUCAGUCUAACCACGGGCAGCGCUCCGGCUCACGGCAGUGCUUCCAUCCUGCUUCGGUACCGGGCUUCGCCUCACGUCGUGGAAAGUGAAUUCAGCGACAGCACACAUCACCCGCGAUGCAGCCGGAUUCCGAACCAAAGCCAACGCUUAUCUUCUGGAGUUACCUGUGGGACAUCGUUUGACUAAACAACAUGAGCGUUAAUAAACUGCGGUAGUAAUGUGUCAGGACAUAAAUAUGGGCUGCGUCUCUAUUUAAUUCAAGAUCUUUUCACCUGACUUUACUGUAAGUAACUAAUCUUUCGACUUCGCUGAUUAUUCCAGCCCUGUAGAAGUUACGGAGAAAUGUUCAGCCAUCCUUGCAUUGUGGUGGAGGCAUUGGUCGGCAGCUGAAUAUUAUCCUUUACCUUAUCCCAGAGAUCGGGACACUUCAGAUCAAAAGGAAAUGAUAUGAAGAUAUCCACGAGAAAUUCCAACUCCCGCCUGUCUUGUGAAACAAUUAUUAGAGUAUAUUUGGAAUUAUUAUAAAAUAUAAUAUGUAAUUGGAAUAAUAUAAGGUAAACUACUUUGAUUGUAAGUGAUAUUGACUGUUUAAACAAAGCGAUUACGUUCUGAUUGUGCCUGUUUUAGGCACGGACCCAAAUCUUAAAAAGCUUUGCAUUAUUAAAUAGUCUUCCAGUCUUAUUGUUCGUGGGAUGUUACAAUGUAGAUCGAAGGAGUGGGGAAACCCUUAAUGUCUGCUGACAUUAAGCAACACAGAACAACGAGACUACUACAGUACUUCAAAGACAGACGUGCUG